AUGGCCAUGGCUUUAAGCAGCAUUUCUUCCAUUCUUUUUAGCGUUUUUGUAUUGCUAUUGUUAUCAAAGUCUGAAGCUUUUCUUUCUAGCCAUCUUAAGCGCAAAAUCUCUACUAUAAACAGAGGCGGGAGGUAUUUUGGUUUAGUUAUUCCCAACACCUUCGAAAUGAAUCCUCUUCUCCAGCCUCCUACUUUCUUGGCUAACGAUCAUCAUCCUUAUGUCGAUAUUUCUGGUCGAAGGUUUCACAUUGGGACAGUCGUGAACCGCAGCGUCAUUGUGGUCAUGACAGGACUAGGAAUGACCAAUGCAGGGAUAACCACACAGUUGCUGCUCACUUUGUUUCGUGUGAAAGGAGUUGUACAUUAUGGAAUUGCAAGAAAUGGAAAUUCUGACUACCACAUUGGAGAUGUAACUAUUCCACGCCAAUGGGCUCAUACUGGCCUUUGGAACUGGCAGAGAUAUGGACAAGGAGAGAAUGAUGAGCUUCCUCUGGAAGCCAAUGGAGACUAUACUCGUGAGGUUGGGUACCUUAAAUUUUCCAACUACAGCACUCCUACAGGAGGAUCUCAAAAUUUGCUGAAUAAUGUGUGGUACCAACCUGAUGAGUUCAUCCCUGUGCAUGGUACCCCAGAGCUUCGAGAGCAUGCAUUUUGGGUUAAUGUUUCUGAUUCCUAUUAUCAGCUUUCGCAGAAGAUUGAGAAUCUGGAGCUAGAAUCCUGCUUGAACACGAGCAGCUGCCUGUUUCACAAGCCAAAGGUUGUGAGAGUAGAGAGAGGUUGCAGUGCCAACGUUUACGUGGAUAAUGCUGCUUAUAGAAACUUUCUCCACCAUAAAUUCAAUGUCACCCCCAUCGAUAUGGAGAGUGCACGAGUGGCUCUGGUGUGCCUGAGCGAAAGCAAGCCAUUCAUAAUUAUCAGAGCACUGUCUGAUUUGGCAGGAGGAUCCAGUGAAGAAAAUGAAGCUGCUACCUUUACUGAUUUGGCAGCCAAAAAUGCGGUAAUAGUAGUCGCCACUUUGUUAAAGUUGUUGCCAUGA
Molecule: messenger RNA, 1035 nt
Organism: Cryptomeria japonica (Japanese cedar)
Lineage: Eukaryota; Viridiplantae; Streptophyta; Pinopsida; Cupressales; Cupressaceae
Product: bark storage protein A-like
Exons: 6
Coding region: 1-1035 (344 amino acids)
Biological process (GO): nucleoside metabolic process
Molecular function (GO): catalytic activity
Source: RefSeq, a predicted model, not a curated record